GCCGCGGAGGGAGGGUGUACUAUACGCGCCGCUCCCGGAUUAUCUAUCUACCCACUUAUCUAUCGCGUGUCCAUCCGUGUGUCUGUUGUUAGCGACGUGAAGGUAGUGAUGCAAGCCUCUUGAGAACAACAGUGUGUGCGAGGAGGGAAGAGUUUGCAGCCCCGCCUCAACCCCAGCGGUGAUGGUGGGAAUGAUGGGAGGGAAAAUAAAUGAAUAAGGAAGGAUUUAUUGAAUAGUGAAUGUGCUGAAAACUUAGUGAUAAGACAAUAACAACAAUAAGAAGAACAACAACAACUACUACUACAAGAUUAAGAACUACAACAAUGACGACAAUUACUUCGGUUGAUGAUUAAGAAACAUUUAGACUGCGGAAAGGUGGAUGAUACAACAAUAACAACAACAACAACAACAACAACAACAACAACAACAACAACAACAAGGGCUUCUACAACAACAACGACUACAACACUAUAAUAAUCAGUGUUCUUGAAACUACGACGCAAUCAUCUCAAGACAGCUGGGGGAGAUGUGGCGCCUUCUCACCAUAGCCCCGGAUGAUGUGAGGCACUUCAACAAUGGACACGUCUCCCCAACAAACAAUCAUUCUCUCUAACAUGGACACAUUUUCUUUAAUCGCGGUCGAAGUUAACCGCAAACUCGCAAGAACUCGCUGGAAAAGACCCUCUCUCACCACUGUCCUUCUAGUCUACCUCACUGUGACCUCUGCCCUUGUAACCAUAGCAUACGGGGAGCAGAGGUUCGUGCAGCAGCCUGAGAACGUGACGGUGAAGCACGGGGAGAGUGUGACGCUGCCGUGCAAGAUAGCAGACAGGAAGGGCGCCGUGCAGUGGACCAAGGAUGGGUUUGGUUUGGGCACGGACAAGGAUCUUCUAGGAUUCAGCCGCUACCGUAUGAAUGUGGACGAGACAGCAGGCGUGUACAAUCUCCACAUCCAGCCAGUGUUGGUGGAGGACGACGCCCGUUACCAGUGCCAGGUGGGUGGCGCGGAGGGGGAGCGUCACCUGAAGAGUGCCACCGCCACCCUCACAGUUCACUUCCCCCCCACGGACUCCCCCGACCAGGUAUACCUGGACACUAGCUCGCCCAUGGAGACCACGUCUGGCUCACCUGUGCGGAUUACCUGCGAGGCUGGAUUGAGCGCUCCUGCCUCAGAGAUUGAAUGGUACAUGAACGGCAAGGAGGGCGUGAGCGGCGGCAAAGUGAACACCACCAAGACACCGCAACACAACAGCAUCCUCGUGGCGGUGAAGAGCCGGCUGGACCUCACGCCGGAGAAGAAGCACCACCAAGCUAACAUAUCGUGCGAGGUGCGACACAAGGCUCUAGAGACGCCCAUUGUGAGGAGCGUGGUCAUGUCAGUCAAGUACCCCCCAGACCCGACCAUCACUGUUGACUCCGCGAAGAUACAGGAGAAGGAUGAUGUGAUGUUCAAGUGCGAGGCAGAGGCUAACCCGCCCACACUGCGGUACCGGUGGGAGGUGAACGGCGUGGCGGUGGUGGGCGAUCACACGGCCCACUACCUCAUGACACACGUCGACCGCUCCUCUAACGGCGCGAAAGUGGCGUGCAUCGCAGCCAACGACAUCGGCACCAACAAAGCGGAACAUACUCUCAGCGUACAGUACGCGCCUCGAUUCAAGACAGAACCAGAAGACCACGACGCUGACAACGGCAAGAACCUCACCCUGACCUGUAAUGUGGACGGCAACCCACCCCCGGAGAUUGUGUGGCUGCACGAGGAGGGGAAGAAGGUCAUCAAUUUGGGCUCCAGGAUGACCUUCACUGUGACCCCCGAGACAGUGGGGACUUAUCACUGUCGCGCCGCCGUCACUGGAUUUCCAGAGGAGUCCCGGUCAAUGCGAGUGUACAUGCGCGGCGCCCCGGUGGUGGUGGAGGCGGCGGAGCAGUUCGGAAUGGAAGGGGACGACGUGAAAGUGGAGUGCAUGGUGGAGGGGAUGCCGCGCCCUGACCGAGUGGAAUGGGCAAAGGGACGCCGCCCCCUGAAUACAAACACCUCCCGCUACACUGCCCUGACGGAGGCGGUGAGCGGCGGCCUGAAGGCGACGCUGGUGGUGCGGGAUGCAGAAGAGGCAGACUUCGGAGAGUAUAACUGCACGGCGAGAAACACAUACGGUUCUCAUACUGGCGUUAUCUUCCUCAAAAGACAACUCUGCUAUAUGGACAAGGAACUGGCUAUUAAGAUUGCCUUCAGAGAGAGCCUCCCGCUGGUGACGACGCUCGUGGCUAUUAUUGGAGGCAUCGUGUUCCUGGUGGUGGUGGUGGUGGUGAUCGUGUUGUUCAAGAAGAAAGGCCGCACGUACAAAGACCCGGGCCUGGAGAAGAACAGCAUGCGCUCCUCCGACCUCUCCUCCACCCACGACUCGGUGCUGAAGGUGGAGACGCGCACGGCAACAGGCAGCGACCUCUCCCCGUCCGAGGAAGAGGACUACAGCUCACAUGAUGACUGGGAGAGUGGCGACGGGUGCGGAGUGAGACGCCCGCCGCUGCCCAGAGACCCAUUGUGUUACUCUGCCGUGGAUUACACCGAUACUGUCUUCCCGCUAAAGGACCACCCCAACAACAACACCAGCGGCGGUUACAUCAAGUACUAUUCCCGUGACUACGACCCCCCGCCGCCUCCGCCUCUCUCCUUCAACCGGAACUCAAUCUACACCACGAAUCAGGGUGGCGGCGCGGCGCUCAACAAUGUGGACCCUCGCUACUCCGCCGCCUACGGGAACCCCUACCUGAGGGUGCCAAGUAGGACGGGCACCCAGGGGAUCUACGGCAGCAGCGGCGGGUUGGACACUGGCACCGUGACAGGGGGAAUGUCACAGCCGCCCCAGCCAAGCCUGUUCGUCACUGCAGCGUCUCAGCCACAUAUCAUGAACAACAACAACAAUAACAACACUCUGAACAACACCAGCGCCAUCUACGGCCAGAAUCGUAACAACCUGCGUCUGAGUGCCAACCUUAACAACCAGUACAUCACCAUGCCACAAGGGGACGGCCGCAACAGUGUUCACGGCACCCAUAUAUGAGGGUUCCCGCCGCCAUGACUCACAGGUGGAGCAUUCGCGGUAUAGUGGCAAGCAAGCCCCGCCUCCUUCCCUCGUAGCGACAGGCAAUCACAACAGUGUUCGCAGACAGGCACCAAUUAUAUUUAUUCGGGACGGGGUUGUGGGAGGGACUCAGGCACCAGUCAGCCAAUGAAGUGCCUCUAGCAACGGGGAAGAAAGGAGGUCUUGAGGGUAAGAGGAAGGGUAGGGCUUGUUAUCAGUGUUACCAAACUGGACACCAACCUCCCCCUCCUUGACCCCUUCCUUCAAGCCAGUGUGUGUAUAUACGUACAUGUAUUUACAUCUAUCUCUAGUGUAAGUAUUUUCCUUGAGGUAGCUUAAGAACACUAAGGUUGCUUAAUAAGACGCCGGGAGGAGAGGAAGGUGGCUCCGUAUGUGUCUUGCCAAACAAGUACUUAAGGUUAAUUCUUUGUUGCUUCCACACUCAACUUGUUAAUAGUAUGAAAUUAUAUAAACACUGUAGCCUUUUAACGCCUCUUUGUAAAUAGAACGGUUUCAAAUAUUAUUAUAGUUUGAAACGGGAACAGAGAAAAGGAAAGUCUUGGAGUUUUUAAUCAAGUAAGAGAAAAUAGUGUUGCUCAAGAAAUCACUGUAAUCAUCAGGAGGUCAGAGGCUCCAGUUGAACCAAAGAGAGUGUGUGUGUGUGUGUGUGUGUGUGUGUGUGUGUGUGUGUGUGUGUGUGUGUUGCUAUUACACCAUCCAUCCUGACACAUCAAAACAUAAUAUGCAAUCAAUAUUCAACGCCUUCACACACACACACACACACACACACACACACACACACACACACACACACACACACACACACACACACACACACACACACACACACAC
Messenger RNA from Portunus trituberculatus (swimming crab), 3935 nucleotides. Its product is annotated as irregular chiasm C-roughest protein-like. The transcript has 16 exons. Bases 576 to 3062 code for a protein of 828 amino acids. Gene Ontology annotation, cellular component: cell-cell junction. NCBI's taxonomy places the organism in Eukaryota, Metazoa, Arthropoda, Malacostraca, Decapoda, Portunidae. The record is from RefSeq and is a predicted model, not a curated record. Gene Ontology annotation, biological process: cell-cell adhesion. Gene Ontology annotation, molecular function: cell adhesion molecule binding.